Messenger RNA from Rotaria sp. Silwood1, 693 nucleotides. NCBI's taxonomy places the organism in Eukaryota, Metazoa, Rotifera, Eurotatoria, Philodinida, Philodinidae. The record is from the annotation of a GenBank genome assembly.
AUGACAACACAAAUUCAACCUUUUCGUCAAUAUCCUCGUUAUAAAGUUAGCGUAUUAUCACCUUCGAAUGAAAAGAUAUCAUCAAAUAAUGCUACAGCUACACCAUCAGAUGUUAAUUUGAUGUCUUCAUCUUCAAAGCCAAAGAAAUUUCUAUGGCCAACUCUUUUCUGGAUUGUUUUGGGCACAUUAAUAUUUCUUGCCUUAGUUAUUGCUGUUGUAGUACCUAUUGCUGUUUUAGCCAAUAAAGGUGAUGCAACGAAUACAACGGUUUCUACAAUAUGUCCGACAACAGCAAUUACGACUACAGUAACUGCUAGUUCACUUCCUGCUCAAUGUUCUAAUUAUACAUCAAUUACAGAUGACACACGAAGUCCGGACUAUACAGUAUUGAGUACUUGUGAUGAUACAAUAUUUUCAACGACACCAAUGUGGGUUCGUUUUACUGGAUCAAGUGGAACUCUCAUAGCCAGUUGUCCUAUUGAUACAGAUCGAUGUGGAGCAGCAGCUCCUGGUUGGUAUAGUGGAGUUUAUCCAUCUUGGGCUGGUUCUGUUACAUCUGGUUUCGUCUGUUAUAAUUAUAAUGGAGAUUUAUGUUAUUGGACAAGUUGGAUUUUAGUAACUAAUUGUAAUGGAUUUUAUGUAUAUUAUUUGUAUGCACCACCCACAUGUAUUUUAAGAUACUGCACUAUAUAA